Messenger RNA from Macrobrachium nipponense, 330 nucleotides. RefSeq names its product proline-rich proteoglycan 2-like. Lineage: Eukaryota; Metazoa; Arthropoda; Malacostraca; Decapoda; Palaemonidae. The record is from RefSeq and is a predicted model, not a curated record. The transcript has 2 exons. The coding region runs from base 1 to 330 and encodes 109 amino acids.
AUGAGGAGCCCCGCCAGAGGGGCCAUGAGAAGCCCCACUAGGGGGCCGUGGGAAGCCACCCCACCAGAGGGGGCGUGGGAAACCCCACCAGGGGGGCAAGGGAGCCCCAACAGGGGGGGCACGGGGAGCCCACCAGAGAGGGCAUUGGAAACCCCAUUAGGGGACCCCCGGGGAGCACCACCUGAAGGGGCACCAGAAGUAGCCCCCCACCCACCAUGGAGCCACAGUGUUAUUCCAUACAGGGCUGCCCUAGGGGUACCACCCAGAUAUACACCCCACCCUCAGUGCUUAAGGCGUCAUGAUGUCCGUCGAGAUCAGACCCAGCACUAA